This is a messenger RNA of Oppia nitens, 654 nucleotides long. Its product is annotated as tissue factor pathway inhibitor-like. Gene Ontology annotation, molecular function: serine-type endopeptidase inhibitor activity. The record is from RefSeq and is a predicted model, not a curated record. NCBI's taxonomy places the organism in Eukaryota, Metazoa, Arthropoda, Arachnida, Sarcoptiformes, Oppiidae. The transcript has 5 exons. The coding region runs from base 24 to 572 and encodes 182 amino acids.
AUUUUAUUUAGCAUUAUUGAAAAAUGGCUGAUUAUAUUAAACAGCAAUUAAUAUUUUGCUUAAUUUUAUUGUUGUUGUUUGUAAUUAUUAAUCCAAAUAAUUAUCAUGCUAAACAAUUGCCCCUAACAAAUAGAGAGGAAGCUAGACUAUUGAGACUAAUUGAAAAAAUUUUUAAUUUGAAAAAUUAUGAUGAUGAUGAAAUAGACAUAAGUUAUCCAGAUAGUAACCGUGGUCAUCUAACUAAUUAUAAUUCAGAAACUGAAAUGGACAUAAGUUAUCCAGAUAGUAACCGUGGUCAUCUAACUAAUUAUAAUUCAGAAACUUCUUCUAAAGAUAAUAACAAAAAAAUGUAUCCAGAUAGUAGAUAUGGAGAUCUAGCUGUUUCUAAUCCAGACUGUACGUCACCAUUGGAUGAGGGAAUUGGUAGUAAUCAAACUGAUCGUUGGUUUUGUGGUAAUAGUUUCUGUCGACGGUUUGUAUACAAUGGUUUUGGCGGCAAUGCUAACAACUUUGCCUCAGAAUGGCAUUGUAGAUAUAAUUGCCAGAAUGUUUGUCCUCUAUCACCAAGAUAGAAGUUAAAAUAACUUACAAAUGCUAUAUAAUGUUUUUUUAAUCUUUUAAUUCUUUUAAUUUUUUAAAAUUUUUAUUAUAAAA